This is a messenger RNA of Aspergillus calidoustus, 3221 nucleotides long. The record is from the annotation of a GenBank genome assembly. NCBI's taxonomy places the organism in Eukaryota, Fungi, Ascomycota, Eurotiomycetes, Eurotiales, Aspergillaceae.
CACCAACAGCCUCCCUUCUUGACGUCGUUUAGCUUCGUCCUUUCAUCCCUUCAACCCCUAUCGUUUGCCCUGUCUUCAGGAUCUAUGUACCGCAGGCCCAUGUCUUUUAGCUCAGAGCGCAGGGUGACAAACUACUUGGAUACUCCUUGUUCCAGUUCUCUUGGGACCCUUUUUAAGCCUGCCACCAUGUGCGCCCUUCAAGGUGACAGUGUCCCACACGACGGGAUGACAUCCGAAGAGGAGCUGCCUCCUGGGUUACUCCUCGUACCUUGUGACGUCUUAUCCAAUGCCUAGGAUAUCCGCGAAGGGAGUACCUGGAUUGCCCUGGCAAUCUCACAGUAGAUGCCAUAGCUUGAAGACAAGGAUAUAAAGAUGUAGAGUUCUCCUGUUGGACUGGGUCUCAAUUGAUUCAUCAACAACCCAAUCCAUUCUGGCUAUUCUCUAAUCCCAUAUACUGGCCCUCCUUUACUUCUAACCAAUCCCAUACACUUUGGAACUUCCCCAACAAAUAGCACUGACUGCUACGACAAGGUCCUCACGUUUGAGCCAUGCGGCACUUCACCUCUUUGGGCGCCAUUUCGGCUCUCGCCAGCGUAACUGCUGCGAAGUCUCCUUCAGCUCAGCAAUGGGCAGAAAGAUCGAUUUAUCAAGUCAUGACAGAUCGCUUUGCCAGACCAGCAGGCUCGUCAGACGAGCCAUGUGAUCCGUACAAGUACUGCGGAGGAUCUUGGACCGGAAUCAUUGAUAGGCUGGACUACAUCCAAGAUCUGGGGUUUACGGCAGUCCAGAUCUCACCUGUCGUGGAGAACAUCCCAGAGCACACCACGUACGGUGAAGCGUACCAUGGGUACUGGCCGCAGGACUUGUAUGCGCUCAAUGAGCACUUUGGAACCGCAGACGACCUCAGAAAGCUGUCUGCGGAGCUCCACAAGCGAGGAAUGUACUUCAUGGUCGACGUCGUGAUCAAUGAUAUGGCACAGGCUGUCAACGGGUCUACUACUUCAAAUGGAGAGCCAGAUAUCGACUGGUCACGCCUCAUCCCGUUCAACGACGAGAAGUAUUACCACCCCUUCUGUAGCAUCACGAACUGGGACAAUCCGGAUAUGGCGAAGAAUUGCUGGUUCAGCGCAGACACCGUUGCCCUUCCUGAUCUCGACACGGAGGAUGCAACAGUCGUCUCCAUGAUCCAAGAGUGGGUCAAGGGUCUGGUUGGCAAUUACUCGAUUGAUGGCCUACGCAUCGACGCGACCAAGCACAUGAACGAUGCCUACCUGACUAGCUUCAGUGAAGCCGCUGGGGUCUUCACGAUCGGAGAGGUCUACACCGAAAACACAGACGCCGUUUGCAGGUAUCAGGAGUUUGUCUCUGGGCUCUUGAACUAUCCCAUGUACUCUCCGAUGAUUCAGGCUUUCACUGCAGGGAACAUGCCAGGACUUGCUGAAUCGGUUCGGGCUGUGCGCAGCCAAUGCAAAGACUUUACACGUCUGGCAAGCUUUACUGAGAACCACGACACCCCUCGCUUUGCAUCGCUGAUCAAUGAUACAACUCUCGCCAAAAACGCCAUGGCCUUCAACAUCCUCUCCGACGGCAUCCCCAUCGUCUACCAAGGCCAAGAACAACACCUCCGAGGCCCAUCAUCCCCGUACAAUCGCUCCCCCCUCUGGCCAACUAACUACACCACGACUUCCCCUCUCUACAACACAACCGCAACGCUCAACCGCCUCCGCAAUCACGCUAUCCGCCUCGACUCCACCUACAUUACAACGCACAGCGAGGAGCUAUACCUCGACGGAUCCACGUACGCAACCCGCAAGGGCGCCGAGGGCAAACAGAUCGUCUCCGUCUUCUCGAACCAGGGCACCGGCGGCGGUCCGUAUAACCUUACGAUCCCGGGGGCGUUCAAGCCGGGGACGGAGGUCGUGGAGGUUCUGAGCUGCAAGAAGGUGACGGCGGAUAAGGAGGGGAGGAUUACGGUUGAGAUGGAUGAGGGGGAGCCGAUGGUUUUCUUUCCGGCGAAGAGGAUGGCGGGGUCUGGAAUUUGUGGAUCUAAUGAGAGGAAGGGGCCUGCGGCUUUGUGUGCAAGUGCCGGUGGGAAGGGGAAGAAUGAGACGGCGGUAGGGAAGAAUCACACAGAGAAGGAGACGGCGUUUGAGCACUCGUCCUCGGGCAGUGGGGUUUCGAUGUCGUUGAGUAUGGUUCUUCUGGGUGUUCUUGCUGGGGUCGCUUGUUGGGUUCUUUGAUGAUGGCUUGUCUAGUCUUGCUCUUACUUUCUCCAUAUUUGUUUAGUACCUCUCGCUGGGAGCUGGGCUUUCGGAGUGAGUCUUAUAUUUAAUAAUAGUCAGUAUCAGUAUAAACAUGUUCUAUCACUCUUAUACUCAUAAGAAUGUAUCCUGAAAAGUUCUCAACAACGUGAAAUAAGCUGUAGAAGAAUGGGGCCGUCUCUUCAUAACGCCAUCAGGGAUUGUACCGCGUUCUGUCCUCUAUUUAGCGUCUAUUCAUGAAUCUUGGGGUUUAUCAUUUCUUGAAAAGGUGAGGGAAGCACGUCCGCAGCUCUUCCAAAUCCUGUAUUUGGAAUUGUGAGGCUGGAACAGCAGGUGCUGGGAGACCUGGCUCGACAAGGUGCGCAACCUGCCAUCCGCGCGCCGCAGCAUGCUUGCAAUUUAAGCCAGAGUCAUCUACAAUUCACUAGUCAGCGAAGAAUCUCCUUACGAAUGAGACGGGAGACAAAACUGACCAACAAAGUAGCACUGCUCCGGGCUCAGCGCAUUAGCUUCCUUCUCCGCUUUGUCAUACAUGACUUGCGACGGCUUGCAGACGAGCGGCGGGUUCGAGUAGUCGCAAUACGUGAUUCCCUCGAAGAGAUCGUCAAUCUGCAGCAAUUUCACUACCCGUUUGCCGUGGGUUACGUAUGCGUUUGUCAACAGCCAUAGUCGCACUUUGCUCCGGUCGAUAUCCUCGAGUAACUUGCGCAGCUUGAGGUCGGGCUUCAGGAUCUUGUCGAGGGGCAGGGCGUCGUCGACUUGGCGAUUGAACUCGAGGGGGUCGAUCUUGUGGUGGCGCGUCAGUCCUUCGAUGGCGAGACCGUAUUCCUUGUAAUAUUUCAUGUGGAGCAUGUGGGCGUCGUCGCUGUUGAGGGAGAGGUGGUGGACGAAGAAUUCGUCUGGAGGUGCGACAUGUGUUAGAUGGUGUUGGGUGUGCGAACAAAGGAGGUAUAACGUACG